Molecule: messenger RNA, 984 nt
Organism: Chroicocephalus ridibundus (black-headed gull)
Lineage: Eukaryota; Metazoa; Chordata; Aves; Charadriiformes; Laridae
Product: proline-rich protein 2-like
Exons: 2
Coding region: 1-984 (327 amino acids)
Source: RefSeq, a predicted model, not a curated record
AUGCCAUUCUCAGUCUGGGAACAUCUGCCAGAGCAGCGAGGACGAAAACCGGUAAUUACCCACCACAAGCGACGCUGCACUGGCGAGGCUGGAACAGAAGGCGGGGCGCGGGGGGAAACGGGAGUGAGGGUUUCCUCACUUACAGGUGAUAGAAGUCUCCUCGACGUUGAUUCAGCCUCCCGCCCGGGGGAGGAUCUCCCCACACACCUUCCCUGUUUCCCUACUGUACGGGUUAAACCGGAGGAGAAGCCGGCGGCUCCGGCUCGCCCGCCCCAAGCGCCCACAGCAGCCGGGGUAACCGAGCCGAGCCCUCCGGGCCUCCCGCCCCCACAACCACGGCCCUCCCGGCGGCCCCAGCCCGGCUGCGCACGGAGGCGGCGUUUACUUACAGCACCCGCCAGGCAGAAAACUCACAGGUGGCCCAGAGCUGCCGGCGAUGAGGGGCUGAGAGGCGACCUCCUCCCCGGCAAGUCGGUUGCCUCAGUACCCGCGCGUGAAAGCGGCAGACUGGAGCGGGGGUGCCGCGCUCCGCUCCCCGCCGCGGGGCCGCGCAGCUCCGGCCGCUGCGGUCGCCCUCCCUGCGUGGGGCCGGCUCCCUCCCGCCCUUCCUCCCGCCCGGCUCGCGCCGCCGGCCAAUGCGGGCCGCGGCGAGCGGCCGGCUUUAACCAUCUGUUGCGAAGCGCCUCCUCCAAGAGCUGCCGCCUCCCUUGCCGGGGGGCUCCCGCCCAAGCACCCCGCCGAGGAGGUGGGGAGCCGAGAGAAAGAUUUAGACCGUUCCCCCCACCUCAGGAGCUCUUUGACCUCCGCGCCCUCAGGGGCCGCGGCCGUUGCUCGCCUCCCCUCCCCCACUCCCCUCAGGAUCACCGCCCCCUCAGGGCUGGCGCCCCUCACCUCAGCGCUCUCCUCGCCGCGCCUCUGCCCCUUUCCCUGCGCAGCACCCUCCCUGACGGGUGGGUGCCUUCCCGCAGGCCCCGCCACCGGUGA